AAUGCAGCCUAGGUAGCCCAAUAAACAGACAGCCGAUGUCUUUAGCGUAGGUCUUUAUCUAUCACUAAAAUAUAACGAGAUACAAAUUUUCUUAGGCUUUGGUCUGCUCAUUCUUGUGGAACCGCUGCAGAUUAUAUUAACUGUUACUGAUGCGUAACAAAUGUGACAAACUUGUGAGACCAGUAUCUGCCAGGCUCGAGCUACAGUGAUGCUGUAUGAGGACGCCACUAAACGAUGGAUACCUGCGGGGCCAGGUGUUCAGAGUGUUAGCCGGCUCCAAAUAUACCACAACACCAGCAACAACACCUACAGAGUCGUCGGCCGCAAAAUUCAGGCCGACCAGCAGGUGGUGAUGAAUUGCCCAGUUGCGAAAGGGCAGAAGUACAACCAGGCCACACCCAAUUUCCACCAAUGGCGGGACGCUCGCCAAGUGUGGGGUCUCAACUUCAGCACAAAAGAGGACGCAUCCCUUUUUGCUAAUAGUAUGACAAACGCCCUUGAAGUGAUAAGUGGGCUGUCAAGCACAGCGCUGCCCCCGCCCGUGCAGAACGAACCCUCGUUAGAGGAACAGGAAGAGCAGAAGAGACUGGAGAGGCAAAGGCAAGAGCAGCUGGAGAGAGAAAGACAGGCGGCGGCGGCGGCGGCUGCACCAGCAGCACCUCCAGCCCCACCCCCCGCUCCUGCAGCGGCCGCCCCUCCACCGGCACCACCACCACCACCACCACCACCUGGACCUCCACCUCCUCCGUCAGCAUCGUCAGCACCUCCCCCUCCUGGGCCGCCGCCACCUCCUGGGUCAGGCCCCCCUCCUCCACCCCCUCUUCCCUCUGGUGGUGGCGGCGGCGGUGGCGGUGGUGGUCUUGGUGGACUUGCAGAUGCCCUUGCUGGGGCUAAACUACGUAAAGCAAGCAGGGUUGAAAGUGAAUCCAAAGCCUCAGACAGCCAAAGUAGUGGCGGAGGAGGAGGAGGAGGAGGAGGAGGAGGAGGCCUCAUGGGGGAAAUGAGUGCUAUGCUCGCACGACGGAGAAAAGUUACUGAUAAUCCUGCUGCCCGAAAAGAGGACCCACCCAGUGAGUCCUCAGCUUCUAAAUUGCCUGUUCAAAAUGAUGUCAAAAAACCCUGGGAGAAGUCUUCCACAAUGCCAAGGACUACAUCUGCUCCUCGAUCCCAGGAGAGCAGCCCAGUGUCACACUCCCCUUCCACUUCCAUCCCAGUGUCAAGGACCAAGUCAUCGAACAGCACCAAUGAAGUAGGCUCAUGCAGUGAGUCUCUGUUGGAGAAAUUUAAAGAGGACAUACUUGAGGAAAUUCGCAAAGAACUGCAGAAAAUAAAGGAUGAAAUCACUGAAGCUGUCAUUCAAGAGCUGCAGAAGAAUGUUGCUACGCAAGAUGCAGAGUGAGAUCAACUGGCUGUUCGGGAAAAUAGUAUACCUGUUUAAACAUCAAGACUACCAGCACUAGCACACAGAGAUUAAACCUCCUGAAAAGGUUUAUGGAACCCUUAGCCUUGCAUAUGUCAUGAGCUGGCCUGUUCUGGCAUAGGCAUAGAUAGACUUCAUGAAUCAAAACCAUGAUUGAGUAGAACAUAACAAAUAGAAAAUAAUCAUCCUGUCUCUAAUAAACUUGGUGGUCUUGUAAAUUCAUGUUCAUUUGUAUGUGAUUUAUAGCUCAGGGAUUAGAAAUGCAUGCACAAAAGUUUAUCAUGUCCAGCAUUUCUGUGACCUCUUAUUUAGUGUCAUCCUGUCUUUAGGACUGCAUCUGUCAAAUCACAGAGGUCACACCUGUGACAAGAUAUUUUGGUUACAGAAGUGUAAAAUGAUUUGUACAGUCCUUUACAGUAAAUGUAUUGUGCAUGAAUACCAGUUUUUUUUUCCUUUUAAGUACACUGGGCGGAUAGUUAGAGCAAUGUGAGGAAAUAUUUUACUGAAUUUGAUGAUUUGAUCUAUUAUAAUCAGGUACUGAACCUGUACAACUGCUUCACCCAAUUAAGUUUUCUUUCAGAAAUUGUACUUUGUAAUGAUAUUUCAGGAUGUUUCCUUGCUGUUCAGACUUCAGUGCAAUAUGACUGAUUUUCCCACAGGUUUCAACAGAGUUGAGUUUCCACUGUUACCCUUUAUUUUUCUUAGACUUCAGUCUUAGACAUUGCAGCUUUGAAGUCAAAUACUUUGGGAAUAUGCCUUAUUUUUAUUGUGUAUUACAUGUGUUCCUUUGUAUUUUGUUUUGUUCAACAUAGCCAUACUUGAAAUGCUUUUCCUUUACCUUGAUUCAAAGCAAUAAAAAACCCUUGGCUCUUUUGAAUUGCA
Molecule: messenger RNA, 2302 nt
Organism: Clupea harengus (Atlantic herring)
Lineage: Eukaryota; Metazoa; Chordata; Actinopteri; Clupeiformes; Clupeidae
Gene: vaspa
Product: vasodilator-stimulated phosphoprotein-like
Exons: 13
Coding region: 209-1399 (396 amino acids)
Biological process (GO): positive regulation of actin filament polymerization; axon guidance; actin cytoskeleton organization
Molecular function (GO): SH3 domain binding; profilin binding
Source: RefSeq, a predicted model, not a curated record